Molecule: messenger RNA, 336 nt
Organism: Caenorhabditis bovis
Lineage: Eukaryota; Metazoa; Nematoda; Chromadorea; Rhabditida; Rhabditidae
Source: the annotation of a GenBank genome assembly
AUGGACUUGAGCUGCGAGGAUUUUCGUCGAUCCGUUCAAGAAGAAAUCGAUUACCACAUCGAAGAAUUCAGAGAAGUCCUUCGACAGGGAGAUGAGUACGUUCUCACUGAGGAACUUCGCCCUUUUAUUGACGAAUUUGUGAGUGUCAAGGAAAGAUUGGAUACUUUGAAGGCGGAAUGCCUCAGAGGAAACUGUCGUCAUCUGCGUGCAUCGUUCCUCAUCGAGAAGCUUGACAGAAUCCAUGUGCGUGCUUGCAACGUCAUCUGUAUUUUCCUCAUUGAACGGGCCAGGGCCAUGGGAUUGAUUGAGCAGGGAUUCUAUCCCUCACGAGAAUAA